AUGGGAGUGGUGACUGUUUCUAGCUCAGCUGCAAGGACUCCAUUGGGAUUGAAUACAAAGUUUUCCACUAAUCGUCUGAAGAGACCUUUAAUUGUGGCAUUUAAAGGGGAUAAACACAAUGACUCAGCUUUGGUUACAACUCAAGAGAAAAUCCCUGUGCCCGUUGAGGCUACCAAGGCGCAGAAGAAAAAGAUAGGGAAAGCUAGCAAACUGCCUAAGAGAGAAAGAGUUGCCUUUGCUGAGGAAAAUUCUCCAUCUUCCUCGGAUGUGGACUACACUGAAGCUGCUGCUAUGCUUGAAAAUAUAUACAAACUCAGCCCUGCUUCUGAUACUGGUAAUGCAGAAUGUGUAGAUGGUAAAAUCAAAAGGGUCUCCCGGAGAGGGAAGAAGACUGUUGAUGAUGGUGAAGAAAAGGAGUUAAACGGUGAUAAGGUGGUCAGCAACCAGAACAAGAAAGCUAAACGGUUGAAUCUUGAUCAGAGGAUUUCAUUGAAGAGGAACAAAGAUGGGGACGAAAUCGUUCCCACACGAAAGAAAAGAAAUGCUAGGAAAAGAAUUGAGAAGAUUGAAGAACUUAUUAGGGAAUAUUCAGUGUCAACUGAUUUUGUCAGUAUGGACUGGAGAAGAAUGAGAAUACCUCCUGUUCUUUCUUCUUCAGAGCAUGCUUGGUUGUUCAAAUUGAUGCAACCUAUGAAGACACUGCUUCAAGUGAAAGAAAAUUUACAGAAGGAGCUAGCAAGAGAACCUGCGGAUUUUGAACUAGCCGAUGCAACAAACAUGAGCAUUGCUCAUGUAAAGAAAGCAUUGGAGGUUGGUCAAGCUGCAAGAAACAAACUCAUAAAGCACAAUCUCCGGCUUGUCUUGUUCGUGAUCAACAAAUAUUUUACAGAUUUUGCAAGUGGCUCUAGGUUUCAAGAUCUUUGUCAGGCAGGAGUUAAGGGACUUAUGACAGCAAUCGAUCGUUUUGAGCCAAACAGAAGAUUUCGGCUAUCAACAUACAGUCUAUUUUGGAUAAGACAUGCUAUCAUUCGUUCGAUGACCCUCUCAAGCUUCGUACGUGUUCCCUUUGGGCUUGAAUCGGUUCGAGCAGAAAUCCAAAAAGCUAAAACCGAGUUAACGUUUGAGCUUCAGAGGUCACCAACAGAGGAAGAAAUAAUAGAAAGAGUUAAAAUAUCCCCUGAAAGAUACCAUGACGUAAUGAAGGCAUCAAAAUCCAUUCUUUCAUUGAACUCGAGGCAUAUAACUACAGAAGAGGAGUUCAUUAAUGGGGUGGUUGAUGAUGAAGGUGUUAAUGGUGAUAAUAGGAAGCAACCUGCUCUGCUAAGGCUUGCUCUUGAUGAUGUGCUUGAUUCUCUGAAGCCGAAGGAGAGUUUGGUGAUCAGACAGAGAUUUGGACUGGAUGGAAAGGGUGACAGAACCUUGGGAGAAAUUGCUGGGAACUUGAACAUAUCAAGGGAAAUGGUAAGAAAAUACGAAGUGAAGGCUCUUAUGAAGCUCAAGCAUUCAGCUCGAUUGGAUUAUCUUCGUCGUUAUGUUGUAUAA
Sphenostylis stenocarpa is the source of this 1542-nucleotide messenger RNA. The record is from the annotation of a GenBank genome assembly. NCBI's taxonomy places the organism in Eukaryota, Viridiplantae, Streptophyta, Magnoliopsida, Fabales, Fabaceae.